CGCUUGCUUCAGUCUCAUUGGAGAAUUGAAUUCUUCAAUCCUCAUCUCCAAAAAUUUAUACAAAUUCCGUCUUUAAGUUUUUCUCCUUUGCCUCAAAGUCGGAAACUAUAUAAAUACACAACCCAUAAAUUUUAAUGGCCGAAUCCCCACUCUCUCACCUACUACGUGCACGCCACGCUCCUAUUGUUCGUAGGUCCCACACAGACUCAUCCCUCUUCCUACCUGGCGCGUGGACGCUUUCCUUGUUCAACGCGCUUCGGAGAAACCUUUUGCCCUAGUCGCCUGCGCUUCUUUCUCUCUCUAUAUUCAUCCACCAUGAAUAUGAAGCCGAACGAUCCACCGCCUCCGUCUCCGAUCGCUUACUUUUGAUUUUUUUUCUCCCGUUUCCGGCCAAUACGUUGCUGCUUAAUCGAUAGAUCUCUUCAUUCUUCGCGACCCAUCCCCGGUUCUGCUUUUUUUCGGUGAGUUUUAACUUUUGCGAGUUCUGUUAUCUCUGGUAUCCCGUUCAGAUCUGUGUUUUUUUCCUAGGUAAAUUCAGAUAUUGUACUUUUGGUUUCUGGAACUUCUGACGGCUGAUUGGAUUCUUUGGAUUGAUUUGGUUUUGAAGGUCAACCAUGGAGCCGAUGGACAUAGUAGGCAGAACGAAAGAGGAUGCCUCUCUUCCAAAAGGUUCGAUUUCAUCUUGCUCUCUUUUUUCCUCUAUAGAUUUGUCAGAUUUGGUAUUUUAUCCAUCAUCAUAUGCAUAAACAAUCAAUUUUUUUUUUUUUUUUGGCUUCUUUACCUGUUUCUCUUUUGAGAAGUUUUUUGGCUUGUAAUUUUUUUUAUCUGGAAAAGUUUCCAUUUUUUUGUUCAGUUCUAUGGAAAAGUAUGGCUGGUUGGAACCAGGCCUGCUUCGGAUGGAUAUAUGUGAUGGUAGUUUUAAAUUUUUGGUUAAAAUUUUGAUACCUUGCUAACUAGCUAUACAUAGAUGUAUGAAAGAUUUCUUUCUAUACUGGCCUGUUUUCUGGCGGUUAUAUUGUGUAGCUUCUGCUAGUUUAGAUCGUUUUCUCUCGAACUUUAGCUCCAAAGGCUGUGUCUAUAUUAAUUUCAAAGCUAUUUAGGUAUUUCUAAGUGAAUACUUGUGGAGUGCUUUUCCAUGUGAUAGUAAUCUAGCUGAAUAAUUCUUUAUUGCCAAACUGAUUGCAUUAUUGAUGCUUGAUAUUAUGAGUGCUGGUUUAUAGUGCAUUUUGAGAAUCAUCUGCUGAUUUAUACCUUUGACGUCGUCAUACGCAGCCACUAUGACAAAAAUAAUUAAAGAGAUGCUGCCGCCAGAUGUACGUGUAGCAAGAGAUGCCCAAGAUCUUCUGAUUGAAUGUUGUGUAGAGUUUAUUAAUCUGAUUUCAUCAGAAUCAAAUGAAGUUUGUAGCAGAGAAGAGAAAAGGACGAUUGCCCCUGAACAUGUAUUGAAGGCUUUAGAGGUUCUUGGUUUUGGGGAAUAUAUUGAAGAAGUUUAUGCUGCAUACGAACAACACAAACUUGAGACUGUGGAUACAGUAAGAAGCGGGAAGUGGAGCAAUGCUGCUGAAAUGACUGAAGAAGAGGCAUUAGCCGAGCAGCAAAGGAUGUUUGCAGAGGCUCGGGCUAGAAUGAAUGGUGGUGUCACCAUUCCAGCCGCAGUCCCCAAGCAACAACCAGAUUCGGAGACUGACGCGAAUUUGACUACUAGCUAACUUGUAGGCUGUUACCAUAAAAUAUAGGCUAAGAGCACCUGGACUCGCUAAUUAGUCCCCUCUUUUUCUCACUUCUUGUACAAAGGCGUUGGGGUUAGUGAAUGAUUUAUCUUAAGCUUUCAGUUAAGUUAAUGUUGUACCGUAUUCCUCGUGGUUAUAGUAAUUAAUCCAGGUUUGUUUAAGUUAGCUUUUCCAGUAGAUUUUGUCAUCUGUUUUAAUUUGGCAAUCAAUUCUCACCCAUUCACGUGUAUUUUGGGUUAAUUACAUCUGAUUCUCAGUUCUUUCAAAUUCAAAGCUUCUGGAGUUUCACGUGCCAUUGGAUGACUCUGUGAUGGACCUUCUUGACGUUUUUUCUUUACUAAGACAUUCUUGACUUCAAGAUUCAAUGUUUUCUUGUAUCCCUUUUGUUUUAAUUAAUAUUAUUAUUUUGUUGAGGCGGUCUCCUCAUUAUGUGCC
Oldenlandia corymbosa var. corymbosa is the source of this 2165-nucleotide messenger RNA. The record is from the annotation of a GenBank genome assembly. NCBI's taxonomy places the organism in Eukaryota, Viridiplantae, Streptophyta, Magnoliopsida, Gentianales, Rubiaceae.